AUGGUAAACCAAAUUACUGAAGAUGGCAAAGAGCUUUUACUAAAGGGUCAUGGCAACCAUAAAGAAAACAGUCCUUUUCUGAACAGUACCGAAGCUAACAAGGGAAGUGAUUACUAUGACAGAAAUCUGGCCUUGUUUGAGGAAGAACUCGAUAUACGACCAAAAGUGUCAUCUCUGCUUGGCAAGUUGGUCAACUACACAAAUCUUACCCAAGGUGUUAAGGAACAUGAAGAAGCAGAAAGUACUGAUGGUUCCAAGAAGAAAGUAUCAAAAUCACCCAGCAUGGGGACCCUGAUGGGAGUAUAUUUACCAUGCAUGCAGAAUAUCUUUGGGGUUAUUCUCUUCCUUCGGCUGACUUGGAUGGUAGGAAUGGCUGGAGUUCUUCAGUCCUUCCUGAUUGUAUUGCUUUGCUGCUGUUGUACUAUGCUGACAACCAUAUCGAUGAGUGCCAUUGCCACAAAUGGUGUUGUUCCAGCUGGUGGCUCCUAUUUCAUGAUAUCCAGGUCAUUAGGCCCAGAGUUUGGUGGAGCUGUAGGGCUGUGCUUUUAUUUGGGAACAACAUUUGCAGGAGCGAUGUAUAUCCUUGGUGCCAUUGAGAUUUUACUGACAUACAUUGUGCCACAAGCAGCAAUUUUUCAUCCAUCUGGUGCCCAUGAUGCAUCCAGUGCUAUGCUAAACAACAUGAGGGUGUAUGGAACUGUAUUCCUCAUCUUAAUGGCAGUGGUGGUCUUUGUGGGAGUGAAAUAUGUUAACAAAUUUGCUUCCCUCUUCUUGGCCUGCGUAGUAAUAUCCAUACUGUCCAUUUAUGCUGGAGCUAUCAAGUCCAUCUUUGAUCCACCUGAAUUUCCGAUUUGCAUGUUAGGCAACAGGACUUUGUCAAGAGAUCAGUUUGAUGUUUGUGCCAAAACCAUAGUUAAGGAUAACAUUACUGUGGCCUCUAAGCUUUGGGAGCUCUUCUGCCACAGUACAAACUUAACCACCGAGAACUGUGAUGAGUAUUUCCUGAUGAAUAAUGUCUCUGAGAUAGCAGGAAUUCCAGGAGCUGCUAGUGGCAUUUUAAAAGACAACUUAUGGAGCAAUUAUUUGGAGAAAGGAGAGAUACUGGAGAAAGCACAUCACCCAUCUGUUGAUGUAGCAGGCCAGAAGAACAACCUUCAUCUAUACGUGCUUUCAGAUAUAGCUACUUCAUUCAUGGUGCUGGUUGGCAUCUUCUUCCCUUCAGUGACCGGUAUCAUGGCUGGUUCAAACAGAUCAGGGGACCUCAAAGAUGCACAGAAAUCCAUUCCUGUGGGAACUAUUCUUGCUAUUGUCACCACAUCACUAGUCUACUUCAGUUGUGUACUAUUAUUUGGAGCCUGCAUAGAAGGUGUAGUCCUGAGAGAUAAGUACGGUGAUGCAGUGAACAAGAACUUAGUGGUGGGCACCCUUUCAUGGCCCUCUCCGUGGGUCAUUGUGAUAGGAUCCUUCUUCUCUACCUGUGGAGCAGGUUUGCAGAGCCUCACUGGAGCGCCCCGGCUGCUGCAGGCCAUAGCAAAGGACAACAUAAUUCCUUUCCUCUGGGUUUUUGGUCAUGGAAAAGCGAAUGGUGAACCAACAUGGGCUCUUUUGUUAACAGCAUUAAUUGCUGAGCUGGGAAUCCUUAUUGCAUCACUGGACAUGGUGGCUCCAAUUCUCUCCAUGUUUUUCUUGAUGUGUUACCUCUUUGUUAAUCUCGCAUGUGCCGUACAAACGCUUCUUAGAACUCCAAACUGGCGGCCUCGAUUUAAAUACUAUCACUGGGCCCUCUCAUUUUUAGGCAUGAGUAUUUGCCUGGCGCUGAUGUUCAUUUCAUCUUGGUACUAUGCUUUGGUAGCUAUGCUUAUUGCAGGCAUGAUUUACAAGUACAUUGAAUACCAAGGUGCAGAGAAGGAAUGGGGUGAUGGUAUCCGGGGUCUUUCGCUUAGCGCAGCAAGAUAUGCCUUACUCAGACUGGAGGAGGGCCCUCCACACACAAAGAACUGGAGGCCUCAGUUGCUGGUGCUUCUGAAACUUGAUGAAGAUUUGCAUGUAAAAUACCCUAGAUUGUUAACAUUUGCAUCUCAGCUGAAAGCUGGCAAAGGUUUGACUAUCAUAGGAUCAGUGAUCCAAGGGAAUUUCUUGGAAACCUAUGGAGAAGCCCAGGCUGCUGAACAGACUAUUAAGAAUAUGAUGGACAUUGAGAAGGUGAAAGGAUUUUGUCAAGUAGUUGUAGCAAAUAAAGUUCGAGAAGGAAUUGCCCACUUGAUCCAGUCCUGUGGACUAGGUGGCAUGAAGCACAAUACCGUGGUUUUGGGAUGGCCAUAUGGCUGGAGACAAAGUGAAGAUCCAAGGUCAUGGAAAACAUUCAUAGGUACUGUUCGCUGCACAACUGCAGCCCAUCUGGCUCUGCUGGUUCCCAAAAAUGUCUCUUUCUACCCCAGCAACCAUGAGCGUUACAAUGAAGGCAACAUUGAUGUGUGGUGGAUUGUACAUGAUGGAGGCAUGUUGAUGCUGCUUCCUUUUCUUCUCAAACAGCACAAAGUUUGGAGAAAAUGCAAAAUGAGAAUUUUUACCGUAGCUCAGAUGGAUGAUAACAGCAUCCAGAUGAAGAAGGACUUGGCUACUUUCCUCUAUCAACUCCGAAUAGAGGCAGAGGUAGAAGUGGUAGAAAUGCACAAUAGUGAUAUCUCAGCAUAUACUUAUGAGAGAACUCUUAUGAUGGAGCAGAGGUCUCAGAUGCUGAGGCAAAUGAGGCUGACAAAAACAGAGAGGGAAAGGGAGGCUCAGCUGGUAAAAGACAGACAUUCAAUAGCACGUCUAGAGAGCCUCUACUCAGAUGAAGAAGAUGAGGGGGACCCAGUUCCUGAGAACAUCCAGAUGACCUGGACGAAAGAGAAAUGUGACGCUGAGAAGCGUAACAGAGGCAGUGCUGUGGGAAGCUUCAGAGAUCUCAUCAGCAUUAAGCCGAACCAGUCUAAUGUCCGAAGAAUGCACACAGCAGUGAAGCUAAAUGAAGUUAUUGUAAAUAGAUCCCAUGAUGCCAGACUUGUUCUCCUCAACAUGCCUGGUCCUCCGAAGAAUACUGAUGGUGAUGAAAACUGUAUCCUUUCAGGCAAGGCCUGGUCCCCAUAGAAGAUCUUCCUUCAAUCUGUACUCUUGAAUUUAUUUUGCCACAAAUACUGUCAGGCUGUAAUAUGUGAAGUGUCCACUGAGUGGAGGGUACUGGCUUGUGGCUGUUUUGUAGUAAUUUCUUAA
Messenger RNA from Mesitornis unicolor (brown roatelo), 3252 nucleotides. Its product is annotated as solute carrier family 12 member 4-like. Gene Ontology annotation, molecular function: potassium:chloride symporter activity. The record is from RefSeq and is a predicted model, not a curated record. NCBI's taxonomy places the organism in Eukaryota, Metazoa, Chordata, Aves, Mesitornithiformes, Mesitornithidae. Gene Ontology annotation, biological process: chloride transmembrane transport; cell volume homeostasis; potassium ion import across plasma membrane. Gene Ontology annotation, cellular component: membrane.